This is a messenger RNA of Bufo bufo (common toad), 7256 nucleotides long. RefSeq names its product cap binding complex dependent translation initiation factor (gene CTIF). Gene Ontology annotation, biological process: regulation of translational initiation. Gene Ontology annotation, molecular function: RNA binding; protein binding; translation activator activity. Gene Ontology annotation, cellular component: cytosol. The coding region runs from base 232 to 2010 and encodes 592 amino acids. The transcript is spliced from 13 exons. The record is from RefSeq and is a predicted model, not a curated record. NCBI's taxonomy places the organism in Eukaryota, Metazoa, Chordata, Amphibia, Anura, Bufonidae.
GUAGGGGGCGGGGCCGUGACGUCACAUUCCUGCAUUCUCUGUGUCAGGCUGGAGCUGUCUGCCAGUGUCAGGGAGCAAGCGGCCGGCUCUUCCGGGGCGAGCUCACAGGACACUGCCCAGGUAUGUCAUAUGCAAGGUGAGCGGCGUCUUGCUGACCCACAGUAUGGAGUAAGCCUGCUGGCCAGCUGAUUACAUGCACGUUCGCGGUCUGGGAUAAAGCGUGCAGAAGUGAUGGAGAACUCGUCCGUGGCCUCGGCCUCCUCAGAAGCAGGCAGUAGUCGUUCCCAAGAGAUUGAAGAAUUAGAAAGAUUUAUUGAUAGUUACGUCCUGGAGUAUCAGGUUCAGGGGCUGCUGACGGACAAGACCGAAGGUGACGGAGAAAGCGAAAAAACCCCAUCUAAUAUUUCCCAGUGGACAGUGGAAUGUAAUGAACAAUUGGACGUAAACCGGACUUCACCGAAAAAGAAAUCGCCUUCCAACAACCACAGCCAGAAUGGUAACAAGGAUGGUGCGUUUGACAUACUGGGGACAGACAUUUGGGCAGCGAGCACGUUUGAUUCCAUAAGUGGUGCAACAUGGGACUUGCAACCAGAGAAAUUGGACUUCACCCAGUUUCACCGGAAGCUCCGCAACCCCCCGAAGCAUCCCCUUCCUCAGAUAGACAGAGAAGGGUUUGGUAAAGGAAAAUGUGAAGAUGGAGGAGAUGAAAUCAACCUCAAUGACAUAGAGAAAGUACUCCCCACCUGGCAGGGAUAUCACCCGAUGCCCCACGAAGCAGAGAUAGCGCACACCAAAAAAUUAUUCAGACGGAAAAGGAACGAUCGAAGGAAACAGCAGAAAUCGCAAGGAGGGAAUAAGCCGCAACAACAAACACAACACAACGAGCACCAACCGGCCCCUGCCAAACACAACGCCAGGGAGAACCAGAAACUGUACCAAGGAUGCCAAACACCGCAUUCCUCAGGCAAGCAGGGUCACCACGGCUACAGCCAAAACCGCCGAUGGCACCAUAACCAGAAGCACUCGCCAAGUGAAAAAGACCCACAGAGACAUGCCAAAGACACAGAGAGCCUGAAGAUUGAGGACGCUUCAGUUUGCACAGUCCAUAUCCCCCUCGAAAAUCACCGCAGCACAGAGACUACCGAGAGACAAUCCCAGCAGACUGGCAGCAACGAAUCUGAAGCCAAACGGAAAGACAGUAUUCAGAGCAGAGAUCAGGAGAGGCCGAAGAUAAACCUUCUCCAGUCCUCCAAAGACCGCCUGCGAAGAAGGCUCAAAGAGAAGGAAGAAUACGCGGUGGAGUCCACCAAUCCUCAAAGGACCAAAAUGGACAAACUUAUAGAAAUAUUGAACAGUAUGCGAAAUAACAGCAGCGAUGUGGACUGCAAGCUCACCACGUUCAUGGAGGAAGCCCAGAACUCUGCCAACUCCGAGGAGAUGUUAGGGGAGAUUGUAAAGACUAUUUAUCAGAAAGCCGUGACGGACAGAAGCUUUGCGCAUACCGCCGCUAAACUCUGCGACAAGAUGGCUCUGUUCAUGGUGGAAGGCACCAAGUUUCGGAGCCUUCUACUCAACAUGCUGCAGAAAGAUUUCUCCGUACGAGAAGAGCUGCACAUGUCUGAUGUGGAGAGCUGGUUGGGAUUCAUCACCUUCCUCUGCGAAGUUUUCGGCACCAUGAGGAGUAAUAUGGGCGAGCCUUUCCGAGUCCUUGUGUGCCCGAUCUAUACCUGCCUUAGGGAGCUGUUACAGUCGUACGACGUGAAGGAGGAUGCGGUUCUUUGUUGUUCCAUGGAGCUGCACAGCACUGGACGUCUGCUGGAGGAACAGCUGCCUGAGAUGAUGACGGAGCUGCUGGCCGCCGCACGGGACAAGAUGCUGUGUCCCACCGAGUCCAUGCUGACCAGGUCUCUCUUGCUAGAGGUGAUUGAGCUUCACGCCAACAGCUGGAACCCCCUGACCCCAAGCAUCACCCAGUACUACAACAAGACUAUCCAGAAACUUACAGGUUGACAUGCGAGCGUAAAAGGGGGCAACAGCCAACAGGACACGAUCCCUAGGGUAGGGGGAAGUUCCGCCACCCUGGCGUAAACCAGGAUGUACUAACUGGACUUGCCAACCUUUCUACGAAGAUAAUGAAGGAAGAACACGUGUUAAUAAAUCAAACAGCAUGCUUAAGAACUCAUUCAGCAAAGGGGGGGAAGCUGCCUUCUUUUUCAGUCCAGUACCGUGCUCUACAACGCCUCCUCCAUCGUCUCGUUACCAUAUUGUAUGAGCCGCAAGGCACGCACCGAGACUGUCACUGUGGGUGCAGUGGAGACCUGUAUUGUGUGAGGCCGACUGGCCGCUAUUGUUUACACAGCAUAUUGAGGGCUUUUACGGGCCAACUGGCAGGAGGUGGGUCUGGGCAGAUGUCUCAGGAGAGCAAAGAGGGCACGGUCAAAGGCGACAUUGAUUGGUGACCUCUUCUUUGUCAACGUGUGGAGCUUGGGGGGGUCGCGUGUUUGGAGCCACAGUAGGGAUAUGUAUUAGAGAGCUGCACAGGUUGAGAUUUCAUUUUGCACUCUAUGGUUUUCUUUCGAAUAAUUAUUAUAAUUUUUUUUCCAUUUUAAGGUUGAUGUAGGACAAAACAAAAAAUCCUGCAAGCAUCAUCCUAGUGACGGAAAUGGUUUUGCCUAUCCGUUGGGAUGAUAAUGCACGGAUUUGGUGACUUGGAGGGGAAUAGGAAUAAAUACUAAGCAACCCAGUUCAUUGGGCAGGGACCAAAAGGGGGUCCCUAAUAAAUUGCUGUGCAAUAUGUAGUAAAUGUUUCGUAUCUGGCUGCAAAAGGGUUGUCAUGAAAUGCGUCAGUUAUCAUGAUCAGUUCAAGACACAUAUGAAGUGCUAGGAAAUGUCCCAGAGGAUGUAAGGAGGGCUUCUUUAUCCAUAUUUACAUGCUUGUCAUUGUCCUCCUGCAUUUAUGUAAGAGUGUGGCUUUCUUCUGCGCUUUUCAGCCAGGUUUCGAUAGCCUUGGUUUUGCUCUUCUGCAGGUGGCGGUGCACAAGCAGUGGUAGUACUUUUCUAAUGAAGGUGAGAUGAUGAGUUUGGAUGCAUGAUCCUGGACCCGAAACGUGUGAUGCCAUUUUACUAUUUAUUAAGGUGUAUGGGAAAUUUUUGGGCACUGUGCUGUGGUAUAUAUGUAGCAUUCCUGCCGCUACCUGCAGAUGCUCAUGUCACCCUGAAGCACUAUGACAUCACACGAAGAUAUUAUCUACAUUGAACAUCAUUGUCUCAGAAUGCGCUGAAGGCCGCCCCUUUAAACAGAGACAGAUACGUGUAUUUUAUUUAUUUAGAGCUUAUUCCGACUGUAUAUUUCAUAGGUCAUUUUUAUGUGCUUUGACAUUUCUGACACUACUGGGCGAUGUUCUAUAAAAGUUAAACCCAUAUGUUCUACCAUGACCACCCCUAGCGUCCAGAGUGGUCCUGUCCAAUUGCUGUGUGUUUCCAGUCAUUUGCUCAUUGGUGGAUUUUACAUCACCAAAGUCACGUGAAGGCUUUUUGUUCAUUUUUAUAUGACAUUUCUUGAUUCAAGAUAAACUCCGCCUUCUCAAUGACAUCACAAGUGUGCGAGCAGACAGUUCCACUUGUGUGAUGUCACAUGGGUGGACGGAGGCAGUAUGGCCACGGACCAGUGUGAAAAUAUGUUUUUAAUACAGAUCGGAGUUAUCGAACCUAAUAUCCCAUUCCGGGCAGGUUCAACAGCUAUUAUUGUAAGGUAAUGCAGCGUCAGUUUGAGCAGUAGCAAACGAUGGGUCAUAUCUGACUGAUAAGCAACUUAAAUCACUAAUGUCCAGGAGCACUUGAUCACUGGUUGGCUCUGUGGCGCUAAUGUCGCAUCUACCACUUGGACCCUGGUGUCCAGUGACGAGGUCAGUGUACAAGAUUGUAGUGCAGUGAUAUAGCCUAUGUAGAAUGCUAUAGUUUAUAAGCUGUACAAACAGUAGGAAAACAAAGAACGUCAGAGGGCAUGCCAACUGUUCAGUAUUUGCAUGGGCUUAGAACAUGUCGCCCAAUAUCGCCACAAGUGGUUCCAAUGGGCAAAGAUUCAUUAUCUGGCAUAUUGGAGAUUAUGAUGGGAAGAUUGUAUUGACUCUCUUUAGUCAUUUGGGACGACAUUCAGAACUCUAGGUUCAAGGAGGCAAAUAAUUGAGUCCUUUCUAAUUUGCCCACUUGAAUGACUGGUCAUACUGAGUAUCAUCGUAGCUGUGGCCCACACUACAGAUAAGGAUCACCCAUUGAAUAGUUUAUAAAAAGAAGACCGCUAUAUUGUGAGGCACCUCUACAGUUAUCAACAACCUAGAGGUGGUUGGUCUCGUCUUUCAGGGCUUGGACUUUAGGCAGGGUACUGGCUCUUCUUAAAGAGACCAGCCGUGUAUGGAGACUUAUUGGCAAUGCUCUAUGGGAACAUAAUAUCUAAAGAGGUAUCUCCCAGAGGAAGGGAACCAUCUCACAAACCCCACUUUUUAAUAAGCCUUGGGACAUGACAAGAAAAAAUUGCUAAGCCAAAUAGACAGCUGUAUCAGGGUGCUUGCCCCUCAUAUGUACGGAUUAGGAUUCUGGCUGGCUGGGUGCAGUGCCUUAGAUGAAGCUUAAGCAGGUUGCUGGGUCUCCUUGAAGAGAUCAUCUGUGUAUGGAGACUUAUUGGCAAUGCUCCAUGGAAAAAUAAUAUCCAAAGAGGUGUCUCCCAAAAAAAGAGAACCAUCUCGCUAGCGUAACCUUUUAGAAGUGGCUCCCUCCGACAUUUUAACAAGCCUUGGGACAUGACAAGGGAAAAUAGCCAAGCAAAAUGUCCAUCCGUAGAUAGCUACUUCAUGGUGUUUGCCGCUCAUCAAUAUGAAAUAAGAUUCUGGCUGGCUGGCUAACUAAACAUUCUUAUCUGUCCUCAUUUUAUCUCUAAAGAUUGCCUUUUCUUGGUCUCAAAACUUGAGACCAUUGUGUUUUUCAGCAAAAGUAAAAAUUUCGUGACCUGGAUGGUUCUACACCUGAGCUGGUAGAACUUCAUUCCUCCCCUAUAUUUUCUAUAUGAGGGGGGGGGAAUGGCAUCCCUCACCAAUGGGUCCUCAGAAUGGUUGUCGACUGUUGGUUUUCGGAUAGUACCAAUGGCCCGAUUGCGUUAGAAGCAUAUAUGACCUUCCUAAGACAGUCUUCUCUUGGUCUCAAAAUGUUAAACCAUCAGAAAAACAUCUAAAUAUUUAGCAACUCUUCCACCUGGGCUGGUCAGGAUCAGAUCCCUAUUCUUUCUGUGUGAGGGAAAGGAAAUAGCAGUCUUAUGAGGCCUCAUCAAAUAGUCUUCAGUUGUCAACAAUCGGUUGUGUUAUGGUACUUUCUUUAGUUGAUAGCAUAGAGGCAUAUAUGACCACACAUAGCCAAGGAAAACAUACCUAAGACUGGUUACAUGCCAAAAACUUCAACAUGGCAGAUCCCAAUUUCUCUGUAGCCAGUUGAUCUGAACGCAAAAACAUGACCAAUUUUUGGCCUAAAAUCAGGCAAAACAGACAUACUGUAGGUUGUUGGCCAAAAUAUACGAAUGUGACUGUCCAUCUUAAGUCGUGACAAUUCUUGCCGACAGAGAAGUCCAUCUACUCUUGUGUUGUAUUGUGAAGCAGCAAGACGCAAGUCUCUCGAUUUGUUUUUAGUCUGUUGUCUGACCUAGAAGAGUCUUUCUUUUUUUUCUAGCUCAUCAAAUGUAGUAGGUGGCUGCUGGUGUAUCGGCACUGAAGAAUAGCAGGUCAGAGUUUCACUUCCUGGAGGUCAGUGGAGGAAAUGAUGUCACUGUUUGGCCAUUUCCUUAUUUACUUUCUCUAUAGACCCUCGACUUAGUAGAUCAUUCCUGGAGCUUAUUAAAUGUUGAAUUCCAAAGACGAGAGGGGAAAGGCAGGGUAGUUUCCUGUUCUCUGCUCAUCCUGCAGUCAGAGGGAGUACAAGGAAAUUUGGCUUGACGUCCCAAGUCUCCCAUCAAAGCGCAUCAGGAUGAACGUCUUGCAUUCUUGGCCCAUGCAUUAAUGUUUUAAGUGUUGGUGCUUGGAAUGUGGUUUUUUACUUUUAAGGAUACGUGUCGGACUGAAAUAUUUUAUCUCUCGUUUUCGUGCUUGCUUAUGAGAAAAAGCUGAUGCAGAGCACAUGUAGAUGAUCUAUACCUCCCAUAGCGUAAGACUGAUAUCAGCAACAACUUUUGAGCACCAGAAGUGUGCCUGGACAGGGAAACGUUAUUCUUUAGAAAAGUUUGCACUCCUAAGGUUUAAAAGGGUUUUCCAAGAUUUUCAUACUGAUGACUUAUCCUCUGGUUGGUGAGGGUCUGACACCCGGGACCCCCGCCGAUCAGCUGUUUGAGAAGGCACCGGCGCUCCUGUGAGCUCCGCUGCCUUCUCCCUGCUUACCAUGCACUGCGCCAUACAUUGUAUAGCGCCUGUGCUUGGUAUCUCGCUACGCCCCAUUUACUUCAGUGGGGCUGAGCUGCGCCUAGGCCACAUGACCGAUGAACCUUGCGUCACUGGCCUAGGAAAAGCUGUGAGAAGGCGUCAACGCUACGACAAGGUCCACUGCCUUCUCAAACAGCUGAUAGGCAGGGGUCCUAGGUGUUGGACCGCCAACGAUCCGAUACCGAUGACCUAUCCAGAGGAUAGGUUAUCAGUAUGAAAAUUGGGUUUUCCCAUAGUGAACCCUUAUUACCUGUCCACAGGAUAAUACGGAAGGUUAUAUGGCAUAUUUUGAUUGAUCAUACCAUGUUCUGGAGGGCUUGUCUCCUGGAGCACCAUUGGUAUACUUGAAGAGCAACUCCAGUUGUAGUUGAUGUCAUAAGUUCAUUUUGCAGUGAGACUUUAUUAAAUAUUCUUAAAUAAAUGUGGAAAUUGACUACCAAGAAGGAAUAUGAACGUGUUUUUAUUGUCUGUAUCGUCAUAUGAGCUUUUUUUCCUGUGCUUACUGCAGCACCCUGCUGAGUACUGCACUGUGAGCUGUCCGGAGCUGUGGGGAGAGGGAACUGGGAACAUCUCUGGCUCUAUAAUGUGGUAGUCAAGUCCAUUGAGCAGACAAACUGCCUAGAAUGUAUUAACCCUAAUUACAAUAAUUAUGUUCCAUAUGGAUGAAAAUAUAACUAACCUCUGUGGAAAAACAUAAAAUAUAAUACUUUCAUACUUCUCCUAUGUACAAGAAUAUAACUACUAUAAUACUGCCUUCUAUGUACAAUAAUAUAACUACUAUAAUACUACUCCUAUGUACAA